This is a messenger RNA of Boleophthalmus pectinirostris (great blue-spotted mudskipper), 1236 nucleotides long. It is a transcript of the gene mipol1, whose product is annotated as mirror-image polydactyly 1. The record is from RefSeq and is a predicted model, not a curated record. NCBI's taxonomy places the organism in Eukaryota, Metazoa, Chordata, Actinopteri, Gobiiformes, Gobiidae. Bases 133 to 1074 code for a protein of 313 amino acids. The transcript has 11 exons.
CAGCCCCAAGAGCCCCCCCCGGAGCCCCCCCAAGAGCCCCCCCGCAGUCCAGGGAGCCACAGAGCUGUAAUCAGCCCGGACCACACCUGUCCUCCAGCUCCGCCCCCCCCCUCAGGACCCCGCCCCUGUGUGAUGGAGGCGGAGCUUCGACCUGCGUCUGACAGGAUGGAGCUGUCGACCAAUCAGAGCGCAGCGUUCCAGGACAGAGACAAAAACAUCUCGAUUUUACUGAAGGAGCUCGACUCCCUGAGAGACCUGAACACGAAGCUCCAGGAGCAGUUGGUGCAGAAGGAGAAACAGCUUCAGAGAAAAGACCUGAACCAACAACUGAGACAGAACCAGAACGACUCAGAAAUAUGGAACAGAACCACAGAGCUCGUGGAACAGCUGAUGGCGGCUCAAAAAGAGCGGGAACAGGCGAUGAUGUCACGGCUGCUUUUGGCCAAUGAGGAGCGAGAUCAGGCUCUGCUCACAGCACAGAGACUGACGCAGGCUGCAGCCAAUCAGUUUUCUUUGGAUCCAGACUCUGUGGAGGACUGUGAUCUGGACGUGCUGGAGCUGCUGGAGCAGGUGUGCACCGCAGACUCCGGCCAACAGGUGGAACAGUUUGGUCAGAUCCUGGUGCAGCGUGUACGGUCGGCACGGCAACGCAGGAGUAACAUCACCGCACAGGAAAUGAGCGCCGUGAUGGAGGAGCGCGACGCCCACGCCGCCAAAGUGAAGCGUUUGGAGGAGGAGCAACUCCGAGAGAUUCAACUCCUUCAGGCGGAGCUUGUUGCACUGCAGAGAGAGAGAGACACCGCUGUGGGCGAGCGACAGCGUCUGGAGGCGGAGCUUCAGGAGCUCAGAGCCAAUCACAGCCCCUCAGAAGCCCCGCCCCCCGCUGACGAGGCCGCCGCGGCGCUCCCUGAUGAUGUCACCGCCCUUAAGCAGCAGCUGGUGAUGAUGUCACAGCAGAAGAAGAGCGCGGAGGCGGAGCUUGUCCAAGCCAAUGAGAGAGCACGGAGGCUUGAGCGUCUGGUGGAGGUUCUGAGGAAGAAGGUGGGGACAGGAAGUGUUCGCGCCAUCGUCUGACACAAGCCCCGCCCCCUUCAGCCGCCUGACGAAUGGACCAAUGAGGAUGUGGCGUGUGAUCGUUAUCUGUGUUUUGUUUAAUUAAAUUAAAUUUAAUUGUUUUGUUGAUUUUGGAAGAAGACAAAGUUUUAAUGAAGAAAUAUUUGAAUAAACUUGAAAUAA